This is a messenger RNA of Nothobranchius furzeri (turquoise killifish), 3845 nucleotides long. It is a transcript of the gene appbp2, whose product is annotated as amyloid beta precursor protein (cytoplasmic tail) binding protein 2. Gene Ontology annotation, biological process: proteasome-mediated ubiquitin-dependent protein catabolic process; intracellular protein transport. Gene Ontology annotation, molecular function: protein binding; ubiquitin-like ligase-substrate adaptor activity. Lineage: Eukaryota; Metazoa; Chordata; Actinopteri; Cyprinodontiformes; Nothobranchiidae. The record is from RefSeq and is a predicted model, not a curated record. Gene Ontology annotation, cellular component: Cul2-RING ubiquitin ligase complex.
AUCACUUCGUCAGCGUCGGUAAAAGUCUGCGUCGGGAAAGGGGGCUCACGGAACUGCUGUAGGGUAACGACUAAACAUUUGAGAUGAUGGGAAGUGGAAAUUGUAGACCACUUUUACAACCGCAACAUUAACUUGUCGACAGUAGGACAUCCUAGUACCUCACAAUAGAGCGAAUGUUACGUGCGGCCUCCCGGAGGAAGGGCUUUAAUCGGGAGCGCUGGGGAGGGCUGUAGCUGCUGGGCUGUUUUUGGAGAAACAACAUGGCUGCGGUGGAGCUCGAAUGGAUCCCUGAAACGCUGUACAACACCGCAAUCUCAGCUGUGGUGGACAACUACAGCCGAUCGAGAAGGGACAUCCGUUCGCUCCCAGAAAACAUCCAGUUUGAUGUUUACUACAAGCUUUACCAGCAGGGCCGGCUCUGCCAGCUGGGAGGGGAGUUCUGUGAGCUGGAGGUGUUUGCUAAAGUGCUGCGAGCCUCAGACAAAAGACAUCUCCUGCACCACUGUUUCCAGGCGCUGAUGGACCACGGUGUGAAAGUGGCCUCAGUUCUAGCAAACUCCUUCAGCCGUCGCUGCUCCUACAUCGCUGAGUCUGAUGCCCACGUCAAAGAGAAGGCCAUCCAGUUUGGCUUUGUGCUCGGUGGCUUCUUGUCUGACGCUGGCUGGUAUGGAGAUGCAGAGAAGGUGUUUCUGUCGUGCCUGCAGCUGUGCACGCUUCACAGCGAGGUCCUUCACUGUUUUCGGGCCGUGGAGUGCUGUGUCAGGCUGCUUCAUGUCCGCAACGGUAACUGUAAGUACCACCUGGGGGAGGAGACCUUCAAGCUCGCUCAGUCUUACAUGGACAAACUAGCCAAACAUGGCCACCAGGCCAACAAGGCCGCACUGUACGGCGAGCUUUGUGCCUUGCUCUUUGCCAAAAGCCACUACGAUGAGGCAUACAGAUGGUGUAUAGAGGCUAUGAAAGAAAUCACUCCUGGGUUGCCUGUCAAAGUAGUUGUGGAUGUUCUCCGACAAGCCUCCAAGGCUUGCGUGGUGAAAAGGGAGUUCAGAAAAGCAGAGCAGCUGAUCAAACACGCGGUGUUUCUAGCAAGAGAGCAUUUUGGCCACAAGCAUCCCAAAUACUCCGACACGCUGCUAGAUUACGGCUUUUACUUGUUAAAUGUAGACAAUAUAUGCCAAUCAGUUGCUAUUUAUCAGACCGCCCUGGACAUCCGACAGUCCGUGUUUGGGGGGAAGAACAUCCACGUAGCCACGGCACACGAAGACCUGGCGUACUCCUCAUAUGUCCACCAGUAUAGCUCUGGGAAGUUUGACAAUGCUUUAUUCCAUGCAGAACGCGCCAUAGACAUCAUCACUCAUAUUCUGCCUGAAGACCACCUUCUGCUGGCCUCCUCCAAAAGAGUCAAAGCCCUGAUCCUGGAGGAAAUUGCUAUUGACUGCCACAAUAAAGAGACAGAAGAGCGCCUGCUGCAGGAGGCUCACGACCUGCACCUCUCCUCACUGCAGCUGGCCAAGAAGGCCUUUGGGGAGUUCAACGUUCAGACGGCCAAACACUACGGCAACCUUGGCCGACUCUACCAGUCCAUGAGGAAGUUCAAGGAGGCAGAGGAGAUGCAUGUAAAAGCCAUCCAAAUCAAGGAGCAGCUUCUGGGUCAUGAGGACUAUGAGGUGGCUCUGUCUGUGGGUCAUCUGGCUUCUCUUUACAACUAUGACAUGAACCAGUACGAGGAUGCAGAGAGGCUCUACCUGCGCUCUAUUGCUAUUGGUAAGAAGCUGUUUGGAGAGGGUUACAGCGGGCUGGAGUACGACUAUCGAGGCCUGAUCAAACUCUACAACUCGGUGGGGAACUACGAGAAGGUGUUUGAGUACCACAACGUUCUGACCAACUGGAACCGGCUGAGGGACCGGCAGUUUGCCGUGGCAGACGCUCUGGAGGACGUCAACACAACACCACAGCAGACCCAGGAAGUGGUCCGAGCUUUCCUCCAGGCCCAGAGCCUCGGCCCGACCCGGCCCUGUCUGGGCUGAGGUGGUUCUGGUUAUACUGCUGUGGGAAAACAGAGAAGAACCAAAACCAGGUUUUAAUCUGGUGAGAACACAAAGAAGCCCAAAGCCGAUGCUUCGGUCGCAGUUAUUUAGUCACAUUCUACAGUAAACUGCUCUGUUGACUGCACUUGUCACUGCAGCUGCCAGUACACACACACACACACACACACACACACACUGUUGUAAUUAAAAAAGAUAAAGAUGUAUAAUGGCGUAGCAGUUCCAGCUCAUCCCCACCCAGGCAGAGCGAAGAGCUCGGCUCCUCUCAGAUCCACCGCUGAAGAACCCAGCUGUUUAGGUUCCACAUGCCUUUUUCUGCAGAGAUGCUUUAGACUCUCCUCAGAACCAAACGCUGUUGGCUGGCGUGUGUUCACGACGACGUGUGGAGCCAACAAACAUCACAGCUGGAUGUUUUCACACCUACUGUGACGUAAUAUAGCAGAUUGUACAUUAAGUUUAAUUUGAAGGCUUCUUGUGUAUUUUUUGGACUCUUGGAUAUUAAACUCUUGCUUUGAAGUGCUUGGUGGAGUGAAAUGACCAACAGUGGAAUGUCAACCCCUUGGGAAUUAUACACCGCAGAUUCCAGAGGUCUGGUUUUUCAGUUCAAUGUUGCGGAGUUUUUUUCGGGGUUUUUUUUUUGUGUGUUUUUCCAUUUUAAUACUGACAUAGCUUAAUUAAAAUUUCAACAAUUUAUAUGCAGAAGUGUAUGAUUAUGUAGCCCAUUGUUUGUGCUUUGAGUGAUCCAUGAACCCAAAAGCAAUGUUGACAAGGGACCUGUACAGGAAGCAGAGAGGGUUGUCCUCCAUGUCUGAUCAGAUCCAUCAUCUGGUUUGUCUGAGGUGUGUGUGCGUGCACGCGUGUGAGUGAGAUUGUGUGUGUAGAGAUCUCUGGGUGCCCAUGCUCCUCUGAGGACCACCAGCCUUACACCAGCCUGCAGUUAUUGGUCUAAAUGGAGCCAUACUCUUAAGUGCUUGAUAAAUUCUACCUUUUAGGGCACUAUGAGGUGUGUGUGUGUGUGAGUGUGUGUGUGUGUGUUGUGCAAAUUGCCUUUCAUCUCCUGUCAGAACUCUCAUCAGAGCAACCCAUUGGACCACAACUCCAAACUGCUUCCGUCUAGUCUCGUUUGUCCGUCGGGGCUGCUGACGUGUCAUGUUAGACCAGUAGAAAACUAACAAAACCCUCAAACCAGUCCACUGCAUGUCUUAUUUAAACUUCGUUUCACAGUAAAGACUCACCUCGGUAAAGAUGGAUUCCCUCAAAUAACGAGACUCUUCACAAACCUCAGCUGUUUACGUGCCACUGUAGGCCACGUUUAUAGGUCGAGUUUUACAUACAAGUCAUUACUAGUCUGUACAACAAACAGAUGCAAGGACACAUCUGGCUAAGAACUGUGACUGAAAGAGGACAUUGGCCUUUUGCAGCUUUUUAUUGCCCUCUGGUGGUCAAACUGUUUUGGCUCAGUAAGUGAGGCUUGUCUGUUCUCUGAGGUGUAAAGAAAACAAAUUUAAGGAAAAUGUUAACGACGCAUCUUCUGGUGAGGUCUGGAACCCCUCACACCAGAACCCCCCAGCAGUGCAUGAAGGUGAAGCAUCAGACAGACCUGCUGCUUGUUCCUAAAUAAAAACCAAACUGUGCUUUUCCUGUAACACAGACUGGUUGUCAUGGUGAUGAGGUGAAAUGGAGGCGGAGGAAAACUGUGACCUCUUUAGAAGCUUCUUGUUAAGGCGCUAAAUGCUAUGGGAUGUUUUCAGUGUUGUUCUGUUGCUGCAAAAACAUUAAAAUGUUUUAUCACCGACUACA